AUGUUAGAGGAAGACAGAGAGGCUAUUCGUAGAAUGAAGGCCGAUUUUGAGGCUAUAGCAGAAUUAACUGAAAGUGAGUUCAAAUCUAAUACAGGUUUUGCAAGACGUAUGAAUCACUACAGUACUGUUUAUACGGCAGCGACACGAACCACGAACCUCAAAUCUACCUCUGACUUUGCUGGUUACUACGUGGAUGAGCUUCUGUAUAUGGACUUUCAAGAGAUGCUUACACGUUAUCUUCUAAAGUAUCGCGAUUUGCGAGCCCCAUCAGAAAUGCAAUUAUUUACCAAAGUUUUAAAGGUCUGGGAACAUUACAAGGUUUUAAUGAAAUGGAACAUGAGGACUUUUGCAUAUCUCUCUAGGUUUUAUAUUGUUAAUUGUUCUAAACCAUCUCUUCAACAAGUAGCUCUGAGUAUAUUUCUUGAACAAAUUCUAAAAAAAAAUACACAAACAAUUAGUCGUGUAACUCAAGAACUUCUUUCAGCGGAAAGAAAUGGUGAAGGAGUUAAUCGUGAUCAAAUUCGAAGUGCCAUUGAGUUACUUUCAUCUGUUAGUAUUGAAAAAAGGGAAGAAAUAUAUACUGAACAGUUUCUGAGCCCUUUUUUGGAGUUAACUAAAAAUCAUUACGAUAAUCUACUUUCUGAAUGGAGUAAAUUAUGUACACCUUCUGAAUAUUUACGAAAACUAGAACAGGUUCAUAGCGAAGAAAAGGCUAGAUGUGCAAGUUAUUUUUCUUCAGAAGAUAGACAAACUAUCAUGUUACACUUGGAAGAAGUUCUAUUGGAAUCUCCAGUAACAAUAGAGAAAUUACUUCAAUCAAACGAUGGUUUUAUGGCUGCAUUAAAAAAUCGUGAAGAAGAACUUUUAAAAUCAUACUAUAAUUUGCUUUCUCGACGCACUAAAUGUGUUUUAAUACUAUCUAGUCUUAUGAGAGAUGAAAUUAUUACUGAAGGUGAAGAACGAUUACUGCAACCUUAUAGUGAAGAAAAGGAAAUAGACUUUAAAUCUUGUGUUUCAGAUAUGAUGAGGUUGCAAGAUGAUUUUCUCCGACUUCUUGCUAAAUGUUUUAACAGCCAUGUUAUGAUGCUUAAAGCUAUAAGAGAGGGUCUUGAAAAAGUAUAUAGUGGUGGAGUAUGUGCAUCCAAAAGAUCCCAUCGGUGUGUUCCAUUUAGUGAACUUUUAGCCUAUUACGCUGAUGCUAUUCUUCAAGGUAAUGGAAGUUCUACAGAUGAAGAAGAAUUAGAGCGAGUCGUUGCAGCUCUCACUUAUGUAACUGAUCGAGAUACAUUUCUUGCUCAUUCACGUGAUUUACUAUCUCAGAGAAUUUUGUUUCCACGUAAAAAAAUUGAUGAAGUUUCUGAACGAUCUUUUGUUCAACGUGUUAGUCAACGUUGUGGUGUAUCGAGUACAAGUUAUCUUGAAGGUAUGCUUCAUGAUUUAGAUGUAGCUGAGGGUUUUAAUGCAGAAGAAAAACUUGAGGCCAUUGGUAAAAAACCAAAAUUUGCAUUUAAUGUCCUUGUUUUGAAAAAAGGAAUUUGGCCUACACGAAUUCAAAGUGAAUUUUUUACGCCUCCUUCUAUGAUAAAAGAAGCCUUGCAGGCGUUUCAAACAGUCUAUCUUGAAGGUACGACAGGACGAGUACUUACAUGGUCUUAUUCUAAUAGCAGUGGAGAUGUAAAUGCAGUUUUUAAAAAGGGUACAAAGACCCUUUUGUUGACAGGACCUCAAUGUUGGUUACUUCUUGCAUUUAAUUCUGUGAAGAGAUUAACCCCAAAUGAUGCAAUGAACCUUUUUGGAAUGUCCAUGGAAGAUUUAAAACCAGUAUUUCUUCCUUUGUUGAAGUGUUCAAUACUAUGUAAGGAGGUUGAUUCUCCUAAUUUUCUACCUAAUGAUAUAUUUUCAAUUAAUGAAGAAUUCUCAAGUAAAUGGAAAAAAGUCCGAGUACCAACAGUAAUUUCUCAUCGUAUUGGUAUUUCUCAUGGGGAGACGAUAGCCAAAGAAGUUGAUGAAGACAGGAAACCAGCUAUAGAUGCAUGUUUGGUUCGUAUUAUGAAGAGCCGUCGUGUCAUGAGUCAUUCAAGUCUUUUGGAGGAGUGUCAUCAGAAACUUUCACCCUUGUUUUUGGCUGAUCCCAAAAUGAUUAAGCAACGAAUUGAAGAAUUGAUAAGAAAAGAAUAUAUUGAACGGGAUCAAAAAUCAUCUGACGUAUACAGGUAUACUGCUUGA
Trypanosoma theileri is the source of this 2226-nucleotide messenger RNA. Its product is annotated as cullin. Gene Ontology annotation, cellular component: cullin-RING ubiquitin ligase complex. Gene Ontology annotation, biological process: protein ubiquitination; ubiquitin-dependent protein catabolic process. NCBI's taxonomy places the organism in Eukaryota, Euglenozoa, Kinetoplastea, Trypanosomatida, Trypanosomatidae. Gene Ontology annotation, molecular function: ubiquitin protein ligase binding. The record is from RefSeq and is a predicted model, not a curated record. The coding region runs from base 1 to 2226 and encodes 741 amino acids. The transcript has a single exon.